ACUUCCUGUAAAGUGAAAUGUAAUGUUUAUACUUACUUUAUUGCACAGUACUGUUUAAUUUAGAACUUCUUCUCUUCUGAACUAAUAGCUUGCUAGACUUUGAAGGAGACUCGUGUGUAAUUAAAGUUCAAUUACAGAGCAGAAGGAAAAAUGUCUAAAUCAAGUUAACAUCUGAAUUUGUUUCCAUGCAGGCUGUGACAGACACGGCCAUAGGAGGUGUGACUAGGGCUGCAUAAAAAUAAACAAAAGUGAUUUACCUAAUAAAUGGUAGAGAAUGGAGCCAUGAGACUGCUGGGGAAUCCACAAAAUCGGACGACAUGACAGUCUGCUUCUCCGUGGAGGAGCUGGAAUCAUUGGAGGAACGACAGAAGGAAAAUGAAAACAUCAAAAUGAAAGUUCCCCAGAGUCCCAACUUAGUGGGUUACCUGUAUGUUAAACCAGAGAUAGUACCCAGAAUCCAUCAGGGUGAGGAGCUAUGCGUGAGCAGUGAUUUGUACACUCUGAAGAGGAGAAGCCGUGUACGCAAGUCUUCAGGUGAAACCGCAAGAGAAAAUAGCUGUUCACAAGAAGAAGAUCCUCAGCCAAUUCCAGCAAGAUUAAGUAGAAGAAAGAGAAUGGGUAUAGUCAAGUCUUCUGAAGACACGCUGCUAGGCCAACCAGCAAGCUUGAUAAGUUCUGAGGCUACAUCAUCCCAGGAUGAGCAACAAGACCUUUCAGAAACUGUUCAAAACUGCAGGAGUCUUUAUGCCAAAAAGUAUAAAUGCAGUGUGUGUGGGAUUUGUUUCAUGGACCACUCAACCUUACUUGUACACCAAUCAUCACACGCAGGACAGAAAAACCUCAUAGUUACUCGUGGCAGGAGUCAUGGCUCCCUCAGACAUCACAGUGUCCAAAUAGAAGAAAACUCCUGUACUUUCCCUGUACGUAGGAGGCACAUUAGAUACAACUCUAGGCCAGUUAAAGACAGGAAAAUCCAGACAGCAGCCAAGUCUUUUAUUUGCAAUGAUUGUGGGAAGAGUUUUACUCAGAAAGCAAGCCUUAUAGUCCACCAGAGAACACACACUGGGGAAAGGCCUCACAUGUGCAAGGUGUGUCAGAAGAGCUUUAUAAGUGGGUCUUACCUGGUCAUGCACCAGAGAGUCCAUACAGGAGAAAGGCCCUAUGUGUGCAAACAGUGCGGAAAAGGGUUUAUUAGCAGUUCGAAUCUUAUUAUACAUCAGAGAGUUCAUACUGGAGAAAAACCAUACCUGUGCAUGGAGUGUGGGAAGUGCUUUGGACACAGCUCACAUCUAGUAAGGCACCAGAAAGUCCACACUGGAGAAAGACCUUUCACCUGUGCCGAGUGCGGAAAAUCCUUUUCUCGAAGCUCGCAUUUGGCUAGACAUCAAACCAUUCACAUGCGAAGUGUGGCCAGUCCAUCCAUGUGAGGAAACCUCUGGACUAUUCAAGCAUAGCACGUCUGACAAAGCCUUUCAUCGUGAGGUUCUCAUUAUUUUUGUCAGCAAAUUUUACUUUU
Molecule: messenger RNA, 1516 nt
Organism: Pelobates fuscus (common spadefoot toad)
Lineage: Eukaryota; Metazoa; Chordata; Amphibia; Anura; Pelobatidae
Product: zinc finger protein 251-like
Exons: 4
Coding region: 318-1427 (369 amino acids)
Biological process (GO): regulation of transcription by RNA polymerase II
Cellular component (GO): transcription regulator complex; chromatin; PcG protein complex
Molecular function (GO): DNA-binding transcription factor activity, RNA polymerase II-specific; RNA polymerase II cis-regulatory region sequence-specific DNA binding
Source: RefSeq, a predicted model, not a curated record